AUGAGUUUCCAGUUCAACCUUAACAAUAACAAUAACGCGAACGGCACAACGGGAGCUGCCUCGCCGUUUGGUAGCACCAGUACGCCGUCAAAACCCGGUGAAAGCCAAAAGCCUGUUUUUGGAGGCUUCGGCCAAAACGCAGCCCAACCCGCACAGAAUGCCGGCAGUCUUUUCGGGAAGCCAGCCCAGGGCACAGCUUCUGCGUCAGGAACCGUCGCUCCCUCGAGCCAACCAUUUGGUUCUCUCGGAGCCAAGCCCGCCUCUUUUGGCCUCUCAGCAAGCUCAGCCGCACCAAGUGGACAGAAUGCUUCAAGCCCUUUCAAUUUCUCAAAGCCUGUAGAUUCCACUAAGGAGCAAAAUCAAACAUCUGCAUUCUCAUUCAACGGUGCAGCAAGUGGUCAAAGUAAUACACCUAUGUUUGGUGGUAGUAACGCUGGCAAUACUGCGUCUCCCUUUGGGCUCGGGGCCACAAAACCAGAAGAUUCUUCUCAGAAAUCAACAAUAGGAUUCGGGAGCUCAGAAACGAAAAAUGGCUCGAAUCCUGCAUUUUCCUUUGGCGCCAGCAACAACGCAAACUCUAAUACAAUUGAUAAUGGUAACAAAGGUGGUCCUAAGCCUUUUUCAUUUGGGGGUACCGCAAGUAACGAUGCGUCCAAACCCAGUUUUUCUUUCGGAAACGCGACAAAUAACUCUGCUCCAAAGCCAGCGUUUGGAAGCUUAUCUAACACAUCACAACCUUCCACUAGCAAUGGCAGUAAUACAGAAGCUAAAGCUGUACCUUCUUUUGGCAGCAUUGCCGAAAACAAAAAUGAGCAGAAGCCUAGCAUAAGUUUUGGUGACUCGCUUGGUAAUAAGGGAGAUAGCAAACCUGCCUCGACCUUCAGCUUCGGAGCCAUGGGAAAGAACGAUGCAGCGAAGCCCUCGGCCAUGGGCUUAAACCCACCAGCCGCAGAAGUGAAGAAUGACAACAAACCCGCUUUUAACAUCAAUACAUCUAAUGUGGACAAAAAAGAAGAAGCCAAACCAGCCUUCACUUUCGGUGGUGGAGCUGCAAAACAAGACGACAAUAAAAGUGGAAGCCUCUUCACCAGUACACAACAAAAUGACGCUAAAGCUGUUCCAUCAUUUAGCCUACCAACCGAAAAAAAGGAUACUUCGAGCCCGCUUUUUGGUCAAAAGGCUGAUGGCGAGACUGUCAAAAAACCUGUCGCCACUCAAGAUGAGAAAGAAAGUUCAAAACCUGCUUUUUCCUUUGGGUCAAAGACUGCAGCUAGUAAUCCUACAACGAAAGGUUUCAGCUUUGGAAGCGCAACGACAUCCAAUGCCGACUCAAAACCUGCUGAUACUAAACAAGCAUUUACGUUUGGAGGCUCGAGUGACCCGAAAAAAGAAGAAAAGCCUAGUGGCAAUCUAACGUUCGGCAAAAAGCAUUCUGCUGAUGAUAAGCCGGAAGAAAAUUCCUUCAAGGUUAACUUUGCAGCAGGUGCGACCGCGAAUGAAAAGUCCAGUGUGGGGGGGUUUUCAUUAGGUCAAGCGAAAAGCGGCGACACGUCGUCGAAGCCUGGAGCCUUCUCAUUCGGAUCCAACAACGCAAAUAAAGAAACUCCGGUAUCAUCUGGCUUAAAGCUAGGUGACAAGAAAGUUAGCGAACCCUCGACUUCGAAACCUGGUGGCUUCUCAUUUGGAGCUAGUAAAGAAACCGAAAAGAAGGAAGGCAAGCUCAAUGAGACAACCCCAUCGGCGACAACUUUAGACUCUCAGAAAUCUGUUAACAUUCAACCGGUUUCACUGGACAACAAAACACUUGACGAUCUUGUCACGAAGUGGACAUCUCAGUUAGGAGGGUCAGCCGAUCAUUUCAAGACAUAUGCGCAGAAGGUGAAGGAAUGGGAUCAAAUUUUGAUGGUGGGCGGUGAACAUAUCGGGCAGCUCUAUUCAGAAAUGCUUAUGGCGGAACAAACUCAGAGCAGAGUUGACCAAUCACUUCAGUACAUCGAGAGGCAACAAAGCGAACUGGAAACAUUUUUGGAUAACUAUGAAAAAAAAGCAGAAUCUUUGCUUUCUGGGGUCUUUUCUUCUUCAUCUGGAUCUUCAGGUAACGUAAAUGAUCAGAAGAGACAACAAGCAUAUCAAACAGCCGAGAUUUUAGAUGACAACAUCACGUCUUUGUCUAUGAACUUGUCUUCGCUGAUAACAGAAAUCAACGGAGUAAGCGAUACGUUCAAUAGAGCUACCAACCUGAGUGUUACAAAUGAAGACGAGAACACACAGUUGAUUAAACUUUUGAACUCCCAUCUAGAUGCAUUGAAGUCGUUAGACAAUAGCUCUGAACUCGUGGAGCACAAAAUAAGGUCUCUUUAG
Messenger RNA from Lachancea nothofagi CBS 11611, 2361 nucleotides. The record is from the annotation of a GenBank genome assembly. NCBI's taxonomy places the organism in Eukaryota, Fungi, Ascomycota, Saccharomycetes, Saccharomycetales, Saccharomycetaceae.